CAACCAAGGAAGUCCGAAUCCCUGUCUAGCCACUUCCUUCUUCAUUCAUUCAUUCACAAGUAACAAAACUCUCCAUUAAAGAAGAAGAAGAAGGUGCAGAAAUGGGGAAAGAUCUAAGCGAUGACCAAGUGGCCUCCAUGAAAGAGGCAUUCACUCUCUUCGACACUGACUCCGACGGAAAGAUAGCCCCAACCGAACUAGGUAUCUUGAUGCGUUCUCUUGGCGGAAACCCUACACAAGCUCACCUCAAACAAAUCAUAGCCGAUGAGAAACUCAAUUCUCCAUUUGAUCUUCCUCGUUUCCUCGAACUCAUGUCCAAAUACCUUAAGCCCGAGCCAUUUGAUCGUCAGCUUCGAGACGCAUUCAAGGUUCUUGACAAGGAAGGUACCGGAUUCGUUGUCGUGUCGGAUCUCAGGCACAUUCUCACCAACAUCGGAGAAAAGCUGGAUCCUGCUGAGUUCGAUGAGUGGAUCCGCGAGAUUAAUGUCGGAUCUGAUGGGAAGAUUCGUUACGAGGAUUUCAUCGCUAGAAUGGUCGCCAAAUGAUACGGUGAAAAUGGGGGAAUUGCUGCUAUUAUUAAUUAAUGGAUUUUUCAUGUGAAGGAAAAUAAAUGUCUGGUUUUCCAUUUGCAAAUGUUUUCUCAUCAUUUCACUUGUUUUCUUUAUUAAUUUUAUUAAGGAAUUUGCUUGCUUUUGUUAUGAACAUUUGUAUUUAGGUCAAAUGAAAAAGUGGUUUAUUUGGGCAUAAAAGAAGGGUGGGUGUCACU
Impatiens glandulifera is the source of this 766-nucleotide messenger RNA. Its product is annotated as probable calcium-binding protein CML13. Lineage: Eukaryota; Viridiplantae; Streptophyta; Magnoliopsida; Ericales; Balsaminaceae. Gene Ontology annotation, cellular component: myosin II complex. The record is from RefSeq and is a predicted model, not a curated record. Bases 102 to 545 code for a protein of 147 amino acids. The transcript is spliced from 2 exons. Gene Ontology annotation, molecular function: calcium ion binding.